GACAUCAAGGAAAGGGCUGACAGAAUCAACUUGACUUUCAAGCACGUCAGAGAGUAUCAGAACAGGUGGAAGGCGCUGGGAGAGUACCUGAAGAGUGGCCUGACGCAGGUGACAGCAGGCAGGCGAAGGGAGGAGCUGGAGAAGGAGCUGGGGGAGGUGUUGAAGGACACCCUGGCCUGGCUGGAGGAACUGGACCACUUCCUGGAUGCUGUGGAGAGGCUGGCGGUCACUUCUGUGUCUGUGUUCGAUGAGGAGUGUCCGUUUGGUGACCAGGAGGUGAGCCCUGCCGGUGUCCGUGAUGUCAUCACUGCAUCACAGGAAGCGUGUCCUCUGUUGGUCCGGUUCAGGAGGAGCGUACAGGACUUGUCCAGCCUCUUCAACGUGCUGGUGUUGGCCAUCCAGCUGGACUCAUACAUACGCAGUACCCAGCAGCUCUGUGACAAGCUGGAGAGCAAAUUGAUGACACCAUCACAGACGGAGAGUGAACCAAGUCAAUGGAUGUUUUGGAGAAAUAAGAAGGAAAAUGUCCACCUUGUGAGUGAUGCAUCCAUGCUGAAUAUGCUCGUCCAUAUCAAAUACCUCAGUGAUGUCAGGACCAACCGGGACUUCAGACUGGUUUUCUUGUUCCAGGAGGAAGCUGAAAACUUCAUCAAACUAUUCAUCCAGAGCAAGCCCAGAAUGUUGCAGUUUCUGACUGACCUGGAGGGGAGCGCUGUCCAGCUAGACAACAUGAAGCGUGGGGCCCAGAUCUCCACUGUGGCAGGCAGCUCAGUGGGGGCGGUUUCGUGGGUCCUGUCCAUCGUGGGUCUGGCUCUGGCCCCCAUCACAGUAGGGGUGUCCCUGAUUCUGACCAUGACCGGUGCGGGCCUGGGGGUCACCAGUGCGGUCAACAGCGUAGUCACCACAGUCAGAGAGAACAGCGUCAAUGUCUCUCAACAGAAGAAAGCCAACGAGUUGUUCCAGAGUUUUACGAAGGACGUACAGAACCUCCAGGGGUGCCUGGAAGAUGUGGCCACCAAGAUGGUUCCCGAGGGGACUGAGGUGGAUGCAACCGCGGGAGCAGGGAGGAUCGUGGGGAAAGGUUGUGUCAUCGGGAUAGGAAUUGACUCCUUGAUCGAUAGUGCCUCGGGUAUAAAACUUGUGAGGAGUGAGGAUGCGAUUGCUGACCUGGGACAGGCCGCUAAAGGGACGCCCCUCGCCCUCUCCAAGGCAGCCCGGGGGGGGUUCAUCGCUCUCAACGCCCUGUUCAUUGGCCUGGACGUGUUCUUCAUCUGCAAGGACAUCGUCGGCCUGGCCAACGGCAUCAAGAGUGAGGUUUCCCAGCUCAUCCGGGCACGAGCACGGCUCUGGCACUCUGAACUGGAGUCAUGGCAGAAGAUCCACGACUCCCUGCAGAGAGGUCUGCUCACGUCUCAGGACAGCCAGAACCUGCUGAAGAUGCCCUUUUACCCCCUGGAGGAGAUGACCAAAGAGAAGAAGACAUUCUGGCAGAAACUCAGUCUCUUUCCCUCUUUUUCAUAGUCCUAGCAUUGGCCUGACCUAUGAUGAGGAUUUCUCAGUUCAAUGGAUCAUUGACUGCACAUGAUUUGAUUGAUUUCUAUUUCAAUACUAGAUUCAAUACUGUCUUCAUUUUAAAACCAAACUGUGCUCUUUCAUAUCAAAUGAAUCAUCUACUGUUUUUGAUUUACUUCGUUUUAAUACUUGAAUUAUUUGUGUAUUUUACCAAUUGAUGUUCAUUGUCACAUUGUCUUUUAGAAAAACGGUAAUGCGGCGAAGUCAAUUGCCAACCAUGCUAUGACAGGCCUAUUCUUGAUGAAAGGAUCUCCCUGCACGUGAGGACGAGUGAGGAAAUGUAUACAUAGAAAAAUAAAGACUCACUGAAUAUCUUGUUUGGAAUUGAAAGGGGAUUUCUUGUUUUUGUGAGUCGUUUCUUGGACAGACAUUCAAAGUACCUUAGGUCAGGUAAAACCUUCAUUACCCAGUCUGUAUAGAUUGUGCAGAUAUAUUCAACACUUGUGACUUCACGUGACUGAAUAAAAUUGGAAUUCUUCUAAGUGAUGCUAUGAAUUGGACUGCUUGCUAAUUAGCCUUGCUGGA
Messenger RNA from Hypomesus transpacificus, 2097 nucleotides. Its product is annotated as apolipoprotein L5-like. The record is from RefSeq and is a predicted model, not a curated record. Gene Ontology annotation, biological process: lipoprotein metabolic process; lipid transport. Gene Ontology annotation, cellular component: extracellular region; membrane. Gene Ontology annotation, molecular function: lipid binding. Lineage: Eukaryota; Metazoa; Chordata; Actinopteri; Osmeriformes; Osmeridae.